GGGAAAGUAAAGAUUAUUUCUUCAUUUAACUUAAUUAUAUAUAUAUGGAGACAAAAGAAAAGGAACGAGAUCAUUGUAGUAGAAGAGUCUAGAAACUAAAAAGAGAGAGAGCGAGAGGGAGAGAGAUAGCAAAAUGGAGUGGAGGAAAUGGUACUUAGACGCGAUUCUUGUGCCCUUAGCUCUUGUGCUGAUGCUUUGUUACCACAUCUACUUGUUCUUCGUGGUUCGAACCCAUCCCUUCUCCACCAUCCUCGGCAUUAACUCUCGCGGCCGCCGAAUCUGGAUCUCUGCUAUGAUUAAGGAGAAUCAGAAGAUGAACAUAUUAGCGGUACAAACACUGCGUAACAUAGUAAUGGGAGCUACACUGAUGGCUACCACCUGCGUGCUCCUCUGUGCCGGUCUAGCCGCAGUGAUAAGCAGCACUUACAGCAUCAAGAAGCCACUAAACGAUGCCGUUUAUGGUGCUCAUGGAGAUAUCGCCAUAGCCGUCAAAUACCUAACAAUCCUCACAAUCUUCAUCUUCUCCUUCUUCUCCCACUCUCUCGCCAUCCGUCUCCUCAACCAAGUCGGCAUUCUCGUUAACAUCCCUCAUUUAGACUCUAAUCCCUCUGGUGAGUUUUACCUCACGUCUGAGUACGUCAGCGAGCUGUUCGAAAAGGGUAUCUUGCUCAACACGGUAGGUAACAGGUUGUUCUACGCCGGCUUUUCUCUGAUGCUAUGGAUCUUUGGUCCCAUCCUCGUGCUCUUGAGCGUUUUGGUGAUGGUGUUUGUUCUUUAUCACCUGGAUUUUGUGUCAAGCAGCAGCAAUAAAGAGAAACAACGUAUAGGGGAUUGUCGUCGCGCCUCUGAUCUUCCAAGUGGUGGUGAUGCAUGAUGCAUAAUAUGGUAGUAAUUAUGAUGACGUCAUAUCAUCCGGAUUGUUUAGAGAGAAUUGUACUUGAAGAGUUUAUGUUUAUAAUUGUACUUGGAGACUUUAUGUUUAUGUGGCCUUAUUAGUUCCAUAAACUUUGGGCCAUUCUUCUAUUAUUUCGGCUCUAUAUGUAUAAGCUUUAUGAUAUAUAGUGUGGUAUCAGAUACAUCAAAAUAUUGUGAACAAUAUAGCAUAAUCACAUUUUCAAAACAUGC
This is a messenger RNA of Thlaspi arvense, 1125 nucleotides long. The record is from the annotation of a GenBank genome assembly. NCBI's taxonomy places the organism in Eukaryota, Viridiplantae, Streptophyta, Magnoliopsida, Brassicales, Brassicaceae.